Oncorhynchus keta (chum salmon) is the source of this 1881-nucleotide messenger RNA. It is a transcript of the gene cebpg, whose product is annotated as CCAAT enhancer binding protein gamma. Gene Ontology annotation, molecular function: DNA-binding transcription factor activity, RNA polymerase II-specific; RNA polymerase II cis-regulatory region sequence-specific DNA binding. The transcript is spliced from 2 exons. Gene Ontology annotation, biological process: DNA-templated transcription; regulation of transcription by RNA polymerase II. NCBI's taxonomy places the organism in Eukaryota, Metazoa, Chordata, Actinopteri, Salmoniformes, Salmonidae. The record is from RefSeq and is a predicted model, not a curated record. Bases 309 to 818 code for a protein of 169 amino acids.
UUUCGCAAUACUUGGAGCAGCAACAAAACAUACACAAGACUUCAUCAACUUAACUUAUUUGGUCAACGAAAAAUACGGACAUUUUACUUCCCAACUUUUUAUUCUUUUGAUGGGCAAUUGACGACACCUAAAAAAAAAAAAAAAAAAAAAAAAAAAAAAGCAGACAAGGUAACGUCGUUGAUUUGACUCCAGUAACUCCAGUCUACAGGAGCGCGUCCAGACACCAAAUUCAUCCAGAGUGCCACCCAACCAGCACGCCAGUCAUAGCAGACGGACAGUGAGGCGAGCGGUCAGCAGAUCCAAACCAAAUGAGCAAGAGGUCGCAGCAGACGAUAAACACGGAGCAGAACAGGGGGGCUGUUAGUGUGAUCCAGGGCCAAGCUAGUGGAGCAACAUCAACAACACCAGGAGGAAGCUUACAGCUGGUACCCCAGCUAGUCCCUGCCACCCCAGCCGAAGGAGGAGGAGGAGGCAAGGCCAAGAUGAAGAAGACGUCGGGGGACAAGGACAGUGACGAGUACCGCCAGCGUCGGGAACGGAACAACCUGGCGGUUAAGAAGAGCAGGAUGAGAUCCAAGCAGAAGGCCCAGGACACGCAGCAACGUGUCAACGAGCUGAAAGAGGAGAACGAGAGGCUGGAGGCCAAGAUCAAGCUGCUCAGCAAAGAGCUGUCUGUCCUCAAGGACCUCUUCCUGGAACACGCCCACAACCUGGCCGACAACGUCCAAGCGCCUGGCGCGGAGGGGGCCAGCCCCGCCCACAACAACAACAACAACAACAACAACAAUGGGGCGUGUAACAACAACAGCAGCCAGUGAGAAGAGGGCAGCAGGGACAUGAAAUAUGAUACCUCACGGUUGAGUGCUUCCCAAACGGCACCCUAUUUUCCCCAUAGGGCCCUGGUCUAAAGUAGUGCACUAUGAAGGGAAUAGGGGGCCAUUUUGAGUCAACCAGGGUGAUGGUAAAUAGACAGCUCGCCACUGCUUCUUAGCCUUCCUCUGGCUCCUCCCAGAGAUGAUAUAUACUGGCAGAGAGAUUUCACUGUUGUCUUCUUUGUGCGUUCAGAUUGGUUCACAAUGAUGAGAUUUCUUCUUCUUUUUUUUUUUUUUUUUACAAUUUGGAGACAUUUCUAAAGAGACCCUGUUGAGUCACAAGAUAAACUAUUCACUUAGUUAAGAUGAUGAUGUGGGUGAGGGGGGGGGGGAGUAUAUAUUUUAUUAUUUUGGGUUUCUUGUUCCUUUUAAAAGAAUGUUUGGUGAACUAGCUACCAUUUUUUUGUCUGGCGUUUUUAGUAUUGUCAGUACAUUCACUACGGUUGAAGUUAAUCAGAAUGAUGCCUGUUUUUUUGGGGGGGGGAUGCGUCUGUUGGCUUCAGAUAUGCACACGUUGUACAUUUUUUAUUUUUAAAUAUAUAUAUUUUGUUGUUGUGUCCUAAUCGAAUGGCUUUACUUCUGCUUUGGGCUGUUUUGGAUAGAAGAGGACUGUAAAUAUCAAGAGUCAAAGAGGUAGGAUUGGACCCAAAGCUUAACUUAAGAUCAGAACGCUUAAACCUUGUUUUUUUCUUUUUCUCAAGACGUGUUGUGUUGUUGACGUCAAAUGGGAGCUUUUCAUAAUCUCGAGUUAGGUUUCAGGCCUGUGUGAGAUACAGUCAGUCGGUUGUGUUUAUUUACCCAUAGUUCCAACAGGCCUCAGACCAGCCCUUCUAGUCAGAGACCCAGAUGGGCAGAGGUGGCGUCUCAAACAGAGCCCUGUUCCCUAGACGGUGCACUAGUUUCGACCCCCUAUGUGGCACUGCUCAAAAGAAAAGGUUUCAAAUGUAGUUCGCUAAAUAAGGAAUUAGGGUGUCAUUUGGGAUACAGGCUGGGGGGGCAGAGGUGUGUU